Messenger RNA from Amphimedon queenslandica, 1195 nucleotides. RefSeq names its product DNA damage-regulated autophagy modulator protein 1-like. The transcript has 6 exons. The coding region runs from base 13 to 906 and encodes 297 amino acids. The record is from RefSeq and is a predicted model, not a curated record. NCBI's taxonomy places the organism in Eukaryota, Metazoa, Porifera, Demospongiae, Haplosclerida, Niphatidae.
GUGAUAGGUCACAUGUCGUCUAAAAAAGAGACUGGGACAGGAUUAAAGCAUUUUCUCAUCUCUUCUUCUAUAGCUCUCUCUUCUACUAAUCGAUUCUCCUCUACCAGCCAUUACAAAGCCACCAUCAUGAGGUUUGGUGUAGAGCUGCUGGUUGUGUUUCUGGCUGUUCUUCAAUGUACCGGGUUCAUUGUAACAUAUAUUUUAGCUGUUAAUGAUGGCCACGUUACACCAGAGUUCCCCUACAUUAGUGAUACAGGUGGCAAACCACCUGAGAGUUGCGUAUUCACAUUGAUCUGCUGUGUUUCAGGGAUUAUCACGUUACUGAUAAUGUACAUCAGAUACGUUCACAUCAAACAAUACUACCAAAUGAGUAUCAAUAAAAUACUGUUCCUCAAUCCUUUAACGUUUUUUAUCGGAAUACUCUCAGUCUUUGGACUUUUACUUGUUGGAGCUUUCCAGGACGACGAAGUUUCAAUUGUUCAUAUGAUUGGUGCCGCCAUGGUAUUUGGUUUUGGUAUUGUAUACAUGUGGCUACAGACUGUAGUGUCUUAUAAAAUAUACCACGCUAGCUUGACUCGCCACGUUAGCAGUGUGGUCAUCAUUUUAAGAUUGUUCUUAUCUUUAAUGGCAACCAUUUUCUUCAUUAUGGUCAUGGUAACAAUGUAUGUUGCUGGUCAUAUAAGAAAUCAGUCCUCACUUGACUAUGACCCAGCUCAUUGGACCAGCAAAGAUCCUGGUUAUCCUCUUCAUUUAACCAGUACUAUAUCAGAGUGGUGCCUAGGAUUAGCAUUCCUAGUCUUCUUCUUAACAUUCCACACUGAUUUCUCAAGAGUGAGUCUCAUUGUGUCCGUAUCAUUGCGACAAGAGUACAUGACACUGAACGAGAACACACCUCUAAGACUUUGAACUAGCAGGUGGACACUAUCUGUUCCCAGCUGCUGUUUUGAUGCAUUUUUUGUCAUAAUCGUGUUUGUGUAUUCAUUCUCUACUUUUAUUUUUUGUCCCUCCCCUCUCUCUUCCUCCUUGCCUAAAAGUUCAUCGUCUUUAUUUUAAAAGAUGACAAAAAUGACACUUAAUUAAAUAUUCAAUAGAAAGAGGGCCAGGGGGCAGGUUAAGUGGAUCUGGAUUCUUCCUCAUCUCAUGUGGUAGUCUUGCCUCUUGUGGUAUUCCAUUAACUCACCGUCAAAAUCAAAAG